AUGGUCGGAGGCGUGGGUAGCUACGACGACUGCCUCUGCCUCGGCUCGCUGCUGGUGCUUCUGGAUUCUCUAUGUCCUCCUCCCGUGAUCCCAGCCUCGCGCCCCCUGGCGCUUAGCCCGUCCCCACGACCCCUGGAGCGGUCGCCAGCUCCCCCUACCACCCGGUACUCCUCCAGGAGCGACCCGGUCGCCCCCACCUCACCUCUUGCCCACACCUCGCCCGACGACCGACCCCUCCCACGUCCUGCACCUCCCCACCUCCCGCCACCAUUUGCCACCGCCGAAUCGGGCCCCUGCCCCCGCGCUAAGUUUCCCCCACUGCUUCUAUCUACUUCUACCCCCCUCUAUCCUUAUCCAUCCCCCGCACCUGUAAAUAUAUACCCGCCUGACGCCGGCCCAGUACGCCAAGCAACCUUAGUAUUUGAAUAUAUUGAGUAUUUAGUGAAGAGGUUAUUGGAUAAAUGCCUCCCGCGCGAGAGUCAAGGAUAA
Molecule: messenger RNA, 489 nt
Organism: Penaeus indicus
Lineage: Eukaryota; Metazoa; Arthropoda; Malacostraca; Decapoda; Penaeidae
Exons: 3
Coding region: 1-489 (162 amino acids)
Source: RefSeq, a predicted model, not a curated record